Messenger RNA from Bufo bufo (common toad), 1402 nucleotides. It is a transcript of the gene IFT46, whose product is annotated as intraflagellar transport 46. The record is from RefSeq and is a predicted model, not a curated record. Gene Ontology annotation, biological process: intraciliary transport; cilium assembly. The transcript is spliced from 12 exons. Gene Ontology annotation, cellular component: intraciliary transport particle B; centrosome; motile cilium. NCBI's taxonomy places the organism in Eukaryota, Metazoa, Chordata, Amphibia, Anura, Bufonidae. Bases 113 to 1204 code for a protein of 363 amino acids.
UCCUCACCGUCUCCAUAGUGAUAGAGUAGUUUAUCUGCGAGAGACGGCUACAUCCCGGCAGUCGAGGUAACGGCUCAUAUUUCGGGCCGCUGUAUGUGUACGGGCCUCGAGCAUGGACGAGGCAGAUUCACAGGGGCUGCAGACAAGAUUAGUGCUGAACCAGCCGUACGACGAGAGCCUGGAGGUGAACGACUCCGAAGACGUGGCUAGCCUUCACUCCCCUACUCCAAGAAAACCGGUUCCUUACAAGCGAUCUUCAGAUAAACAGAAAAUCAUGCCCGACCCGAAUGUUAGCAGUGAAGAAGAGGAGAACACCACCACGAAAAAGAGAGCGCCUCGUGGUGCCCCACAUCAGAAAUUAAGUGAUGAUGACAAUACAGAGGAUUCAGAAGAGGAAGAUGAUGAUGAUGAUGACGACGACGAUGACGAUGAUGAUGAAGAUGACGACGAUGAAGAGAAUGGCACUUCCCAUGUAGGUUAUGAUCCUGCUGAUUUUGAGCACCUUCCAGUGACAUCAGAAAUGAAAGAGUUGUUCCAGUAUAUUACUAGAUACACGCCCCAAGCCAUAGAUCUGGAGCACAAGCUGAAACCUUUUAUCCCAGACUUUAUUCCUGCGGUGGGAGACAUCGAUGCAUUUCUGAAGGUUCCACGACCUGAUAAUAAACCAGAUAAACUUGGCCUUUUAACUCUUGAUGAACCAUCCACAAAACAGUCGGAUUCCACAGUUAUGGCGCUCUGGCUGUCAGAAAAUUCCAAGCAGCACAGCAUGGCACAUCACAUCAAAGUCAAGAGCUUGGAAAAUGCAGAAAAGAACCAUAAAGCCAUUGACGCUUGGAUUGAAAGUAUCAGUGAAUUACAUCGUUCAAAACCUCCCGCCACCGUUCACUAUACCAGACCAAUGCCUGAAGUGGAAAGUCUAAUGCAGGAAUGGCCCUCAGAGUUUGAGGAAUGCCUUGGAAAGAUUAGUCUGCCAACUGCGGAUUUGGACUGUGACCUUCCCACCUACAUUGAUCUGACACUGGCUCUGACGGAUAUCCCCGUUUACAAGAGUCGUAUCCAGUCGCUGCACGUCCUGUUUUCCCUCUAUUCAGAGUUCAAGAACUCUCAGCAUUUCAAAGCUUUGGCAGAAGGAAAGAAAGAGCGAAUCUCCUCUGGGAAGACGGCAACCCCAAGCGCUGACACAGAAGCCAUACAUUACAGCUGAGGACUCCACAAUGUAUAGAGAUGUCCCACAUUACUCUGUGGCUGGGUUCUGAGAUGUUACUAGUCCUCUGUAAUGGACUCAUAGCAGACAAGGCUUGUAGCAUUAGUUGUAACUACACACGUGCUUCUGUAUAUAUGCAUAUAUAUAUAUUUUUGUGCAGUAUAAUGUAAUUUACAUUUUAUUAAACAUUUUCAAUAU